AUGGAUACCUCGACCCAGCUUUCUCCUCAGAAAUCCCUGAAAAAAGGCAACUGGCUACCAGCAGAAGAUCAGCGGCUCCGCAACGGGGUCGCCAAACAUGCUACUCGCUGGGUCCUGGUUGCAGGCGAAGUCGUCACUCGGAAUGGAGAUCAAUGUGCGAAGCGAUGGAAGGAAAAACUGAACCCGGAGCUGGAUCAUAGUCCGUGGACGUCAGAAGAGGAAACUCAUUUGCUGGAAUUAGUUGAUCGAUACGGUCGCAAUUGGAAAUUCAUGGCCGACUUUUUUCUUGAAGCGCGCGCUCCGUUGGCGCUCAAAAACCGGUACGCGUUGCUGAUGCGCCGACUUAAACGACAGGGCUCGGGAUCUACUGGAUCCACUGAUGUCGGUACCUUCGAUGUCCCCGCCCAUGCAGCCCUGGUCUUGCCAAUACCCGCCACUUGUGUCUCGCCAAUCCACGACAUCGUUCAUACUGCGACUGCGUUGAUAGAGAACGAAAUCUCUAUCGAGUCAAUCUUGGGCACUUCGCCUAAAAUUUCAGCUUCUUCGUCGACGAUCUCUUUCCCGAACGGGAUCAGUUCUUCUAUGGAAAAUGUCACCGCGGAAUUCCCUCCAAUAGAUACCCUCGGGCCUGCACAGGCAACAUGCAAAAGUGCUGCUAUUGCCUGGGACGGCGAAAAUGUCGACUGGCAGCAGGUUAUCCUAGACAGCAUGAUGGACCUAGAUGGAGUCGAGCCUAUUAUAAGCAAUCCCUGGGAGGGUAAUAGUGCUUCCAAAAUAGCGGUGGUCUCGACUGAGUCCGCACGGCCCUCAUAUUACAGCGACUCAAGUGAGAGAAGCUCUUCCCGGAGGAGUCAAGAGGACAGGUCCUCUAACAGCGACGGCAGUAGUAUGACUUCUGGUUCUAAGGUCAAGUUCUCUAUCACAUGCCAGCGAGGCAAGCUAAAGUCGGUUGUGAAGCAUAUGGUCGACGCGGCUAUGGCUGAGAGUGGUGAAUUGGCGACGGAAGAAGAUCAGGUUACGUUAACUUUGCAGUUAAAAGGCUGA
Penicillium verrucosum is the source of this 1044-nucleotide messenger RNA. RefSeq lists its product as uncharacterized. Gene Ontology annotation, cellular component: nucleus. The record is from RefSeq and is a predicted model, not a curated record. The transcript has 2 exons. Lineage: Eukaryota; Fungi; Ascomycota; Eurotiomycetes; Eurotiales; Aspergillaceae. Gene Ontology annotation, biological process: positive regulation of transcription by RNA polymerase II; mitotic cell cycle. Bases 1 to 1044 code for a protein of 347 amino acids. Gene Ontology annotation, molecular function: RNA polymerase II cis-regulatory region sequence-specific DNA binding; DNA-binding transcription factor activity, RNA polymerase II-specific.